Xenopus laevis (African clawed frog) is the source of this 1386-nucleotide messenger RNA. It is a transcript of the gene c4h19orf12.S, whose product is annotated as chromosome 19 open reading frame 12 S homeolog. NCBI's taxonomy places the organism in Eukaryota, Metazoa, Chordata, Amphibia, Anura, Pipidae. Bases 168 to 593 code for a protein of 141 amino acids. The transcript is spliced from 3 exons. The record is from RefSeq and is a predicted model, not a curated record.
CAAGCCAAUAGAAUUACGUUUAUUUUUAGCCACGCCCCCAGUCGGUGUCCACAGUCUCCUUACUGAGCAGAGGGGGGUUUAGUGUUGCUGGCGGCAGUCUACAGGGUCACGUUGCGCUGGAAGUGUUGAUUUACAGAAUAUUACAGAGACCUCGGGAAGCCUGGAAGAUGCCUGUGCAUGUGGACGACAUCAUGAAACUCCUCUGCCACGUUUCAGACCAUGAGAAAAUGAAAGCGACCGUAAAGCAUUCUGCAAAAGGAGCUCUAGUAGCCGCCGCAGGAGCCUUUUUCGGAGGUUUGGUUGGAGGUCCUCCAGGAAUAGCCGUAGGAGGCGCAGUAGGAGGAGCAAUGGGAGCAUGGAUGACCAGUGGGCAGUUCAAGCCUAUACCUCAGAUUAUUCUUGAACUUACCCCUGUGCAACAACAAAGCCUAUGUGAUGAUGUUUAUCUUCUCAUCAGAAAUCUGGACUGGACGGAUGCAACUCAACUCAUCAUGCUUGUCAUGGGCAAUUGUUCAUUAAAACAGCAGGUGGUAGCAGCUCUCGUUAACUACAUAUCUAAGGAACUGCAAGCUGAAAUUCAGUAUGGGGAUUAGGUAAUUCAGUUGCCUUAUUACUAGACCUGCUGCAAGACUUAUUAUGUAUCCAGUGCCUAUGGAAUUUAUUGAGGCGAAGAAGAAAGAGCAACCAGAUGUGGUUAAUUGAAGUAAAAUAGAACCUGUUUGUUCAGCCUUAGUUGCGUUACUAUAGGGUGAACAAGUGAAUCUUUGCUUCUCAGUUAAUUUAAAUGCCCUUUGGUUGGGAAUAAAUAAUAUAUUUUUGGCCUAAGGGUGCUUUUUACAGAAUGAUUUAAGGAAUAUCAAUAUUAUUUAUGAUGGUUAUUUGAAGGUUUGCAGUGAUGCGACUUACAUCUUAUAAUAUGAUAUUAUUGCAAUUUGAUUCAUGAUCCUGGUAAAGAGAAGAAGCAGGACAGGCUGAAGAUGUCAAGGUCUCAAAGCAUUAAAACCAGGAAAAUACCAAACACUGAAGACAGGUGUAGUGGGGAGAUCCCCUGCACGUUUAUUAGUCACUAAAGUUUUGGGGGCGUGCCCCGACGUCAGACAUGUCAGGCACACCCCCAAAAUGUUACAUUGAGUGACUAAUGUGCAGGGAAUCUCCCCACUACACCUGCCUUCAGUGUUUGGUUUUUUCCUGGUUUUAAUAUUUUGGGAGAGGUGCAGACUCCUCCAACCAACACAGGGCAUUCACUUUUUGGAGAGGCUUGGGUAACAAAGGAAGACUGUUUGCUAAAGGUCUCAAAGCAGACAUGAGCCUUAAUAGGUACAUUUUAAAUAAAACCUGUUUCUGUGUAUUGAAUUGCAAUUAAAAAAAAAAUCAGGUUUCAUGGGA